Penicillium canariense is the source of this 3009-nucleotide messenger RNA. RefSeq lists its product as uncharacterized. Lineage: Eukaryota; Fungi; Ascomycota; Eurotiomycetes; Eurotiales; Aspergillaceae. The transcript has 4 exons. Bases 1 to 3009 code for a protein of 1002 amino acids. The record is from RefSeq and is a predicted model, not a curated record. Gene Ontology annotation, molecular function: protein binding.
AUGCUUUCCGCCAUGACCCGGCCAGAAGACACAAUUCGGGGGCCACGACCCUACCGCGGUGAAACCGAGGAGGAUGACGGCGAGAAAGGGCCGACCGAGUCUCUGGUCCCGCCUCCGUUGUCCUGCAGCGAAGGCUCGCCGUGCACAGAGGAUGAUGGAUCGAGACCGGGCACCGCGAUGAGCGACAACCCUGGCAGCGGUAGCAGGCAAAACCCUGGCCAGAAGCUGUUGACUCACGAGGAAACAAUCGAGCUCGCCCGCCGCGCAGUGGAUAGCGGUAUUCAGGAUACCAAGCGAUCUUUGGCAGGAAGCGAAGCUGUCACCGAUGUCGUCAAGCCGAAGUUGACGAUCGAUCUGGGUCAUUCCCACAUUGUAAGGAUACCAGAGCCAGUGGUGGACAUCAUCAAGGAUGAGGUAGAAAGACUUUCCCUGUCAAACAACCACCUGUUCCAUAUACCCUACCGCUUUGCUGAGUGCUCUCAUCUUCGGUAUCUUAAUAUCCGAGCGAAUAACUUCCGUGAAUUCCCUAAAGGAGUUUAUAAAUUACCUUUACUGGAGAUUCUUGAUCUUAGUCGGAAUAAGAUCAAUGCUCUUCCAGCUGAGAUCAACAAAUUGAAAUCGCUACGGGUGCUUUCCAUUAUGCAGAACCGGCUGGACGACCUACCAGUGGGGUUGUCCGAUAUGAACAAGCUUCAAAUCCUCAAAAUCGCAGGAAACCCAUUACGAUAUCCUCUCCGCCGUGUACUGGAAGCGUCAGAAGCUGACAUUGCACCUGCCAUGACCGACAAUGAAAAGGAGGUUGCUGUCACCGCAGAGCUAAAGAGAUUCCUUAAAUCUCGACAGCAAGCGACGACUCCGGAGCCAGAGAGUAGCGGUGAUGGAAGUGACAUUAUAUUCGAUACACCAAAGCCCGCGCCGGUUAAACGGAAACUGAGCAGUCGAUUUCCAGUCAUCCCAAGCACCGGUGAUGGCUCUGCUCCUUCCUCUCGAUCUCCAUCCAUCUCACGGCCGCCACUAAUUCCGGCCAAGUCACACUUCCGAAUGGCUUCUGGCCAACAACCUGCCGGUUAUCAUAUGCCUGGCCUCCAGCGGCCCGGUGUAACACCUCACUCUGUCAACGAACGCAACCGAAGCAACAGUGAGGGCAUUAUCCAAGCAUCUUUUGCAGCUCGCAACAAGCGUAUGGGCGUUAUCACUCGCAAGAACACUGAUCUUGGAACGUUGGAUGAAACUCGGCCAUACCGAAAUAGUCACUUGCGUGGACUCAGUCAUGGUUCUGUCCUUCGAGCACACCAGGCAGCAUCAACUCCUGCUAGCGGCAGCAGCUCUUCAAGUCCCAGUAGCCCAAGGGAUCGCCGACGCGUACGGGAUGGCUGGAUCAACCGGAUGUCCAGUCUUCCGGAACAUAAAGGCGAGCGCGGAUCCGACGAGCCCAUUAUCGAGAGCGCCAAGGGCAUCCUAUUUGCACUCUUCCAGUUUCACUCUCACAUCUCUACCCUGAUCAAUGUCAUCAAGCACGACGACACACGGCGUCACAGUCUCGAGCUGGUGUUUUACAAUGCGUCCACCCAUGUCGAUCGGCUCAACGAGGCUCUUGAGAAUGCCGAAACUUCCCUACCCGAAGAUCCCGAUUCUGCACGGGUAGUCACAGAAGCUGUCAAGCGAGAAUGCGAGACAUGUAUCAUAGCCUACACUCACGUUGUCACACAGCUGCGCAAUAGUGCUGCGAAGAUCGUUUCCAACGGCGACUCGCGGUAUGUACGCUCCCUGAUGCUGAUGAUGUACGGUAGUCUGGUGGAACUACGGAAUGCCUGUGCUAGCCUCAAUGUCCCGAUGCACCAGCCCCAAAAGCGUAUCUCAGCUCCCAAGCCACCGGUCUCGGAGCCUGUCAAAGGAGCUCCAGGUCCGGACCGAUUCCAGCGAUCCAUGGUCACUCCAACGAGGGAUCCAGCUCCUCCGACUCGGCGAUUGCGAAGCGAUACUACCAUCCGCCAUCCCCAGAUGGCGAUGGGUGGACCCUUGUCUUUGUCUACAACCACCCAUUCAGCAACUGGGUCUCCUGGCUUUUCUACUCCGUCCUUCAACUACGCUCGCAGUCGAUCCAGCAGUCGAUCCAAUCUGGUGAACACUUCUGUGCCAUCGUCAUUGGCGACGCCACGCUCUGGGGAGGCGUUCCCUCCUAUCCCAGCAUCAGGCGGAAUGCCUCGAAUCAACCCAUUGACUGGGCUAGAUGAGAUUGAGGAAGAACGGAUUUUUGAAAAGAUCUUCUACCAGCUCACGUCGGCGUACACUUCUGCGCUCCAGGCCCUCCCACUGGCGCGGCGACAGUUCUCCCGAUGCCUCGAAGUGGCCGAGCAAUCGCGCGACUCAGAAGGAAUUCAGAUGCUCUGGAACAACCUUAUUCGCCGGUGUCGUUUCUGCCUAGAGGUAUCAGAGGCUCUGGGAGUCCGUCUUUCCACCAUGAAGGUCAAGGAGCCGGGCGGUGGACUGCGCAACCAGCGCGAGUUUUGGCAGCUGUGCAAGACCUUUAUGCAAUCCUUCGUGGAUCUUGUGACCGACAUGCGAGAAGUGCGCAGCAUGCAGUUACUCCCGGGGGACGUCAUCGUUAUUCUACGCCCGGUCCAAAAGGCCAGUCGAGAGGCGGGCCGUUUGGUCGAGGCAUCUCCUUGGUCAUAUCUCGCAGAUAUGGCCCCAAGCAAUGCGCCAAGCGGCUUGUAUGGACCACCGCUACAACCGCCGCACCCACAUUCGCAGCACCAGACUUCAGUCUCGACGUCGGCCAUCGGGUCUCACCCGAAUGCGUACCAGCUAGCCACCGGUAUAUCCCCUCAGUCAGUGACUGUCCCAGCAACUCCACUGAGCGCCGCGCUCGGCCCCGCCGCGCAGGCCACCGUACCUUCCACGCCAGCGAGUGCAUACAGCGAUAAAUUCUUCGAGGGGGACGUCUUCCAGCGCGCAGACUCACUCCUCUCAAUGCCAAACCAAGCACCCUUCUUCACUCGCCGGUGA